Messenger RNA from Paramecium tetraurelia, 724 nucleotides. RefSeq lists its product as uncharacterized. The transcript has 3 exons. Lineage: Eukaryota; Ciliophora; Oligohymenophorea; Peniculida; Parameciidae. The record is from RefSeq and is a predicted model, not a curated record.
AUGGAUUACAUAUAUUUAGUUUUAAAUUUAUUGCUCUAUCAUUCGAUAUUGGAUAUACAAAUAAUCUUGAUGGAGGAAGCAUUAAUAGUUAAAAUUUUGGAUGGGUCUCGUUUCGGAUUAGUUUAAAUGCGAUUGCAAAUAAAUAUUUUGAUAUUAUUUAUUUUUUCUAAAUUAUUCCACAAGAGGAGCAAAUGUUACCAAGAGGAUAGUAAAAUAUUAGAUUAAUUCGUUUAUAGCGCUUUUAUUAGUAAUAUCGGAAUGAUGUUGUAUGUUUCUUGCUGGAUGGCAUAAUACUGUUAUCAAGCAAAAUCCUACAAUAUUGCAGACUUAACAGGAAUGGACCAUUAUUAGACAUGGGUGAUAAUGAAUAUCGCAGGAGCAAGUUGUCUCUUAUUGGGCUUGUUGAUAAGCUUAGCUAAAAUUGCUAUAGAUUAAGCGGCCUUAGGAUAUGGAUCAUUAGGAAUUAGUUUAAUCGGAUGGAUUCUCAUAACAAUUGGAAUGGGAAUUGGGUCAGACACAGCUCAAUUCAAAGACACCUCCCUUGAUUAUAAUAUUCCAGUGUCAAAUUGGUUUGCAAUGACAGGUAUUUGUUUCCAAAUUUCAUUUAACGGAUACGAACAUUCAAUAUAGGAAGAUGAUAGCACUGGUUAAACCAAUAAGUAAGUAGAAAUCUGAUUAAUAAAAUAUAUCAAACAUCAAUAAAUUCAUUAUAUAAAAAGAUGGU